UAUUUAAUGAAUACUGAAAGUCAAAUAAAAGAAAACCAGAAAGAAAUUAUCAUAAAACGUCAAAAAAUUGACGAAGAAAAUAGUAAUAUAAAAAAACUAGAAAAUCUCUGUGUUGAUAAAAACAAAACUAUACUGGAUGCACAAAUUGAAAUUGAAAAAAAGCGAUCACAAUUAGAGAAUAUUGAAUUAAAAUACAAAAAAGAAUCAAAUGAAUUAAAAAAUGUAAAAUUGGAGCAGCAAAAAAAACGAACCAAUUUAAAAAUAAUGAAUUCCAUUAUGAAGUAUCAUAAUGAAGAAACUAAAGAAAAAAUACAAUUUUACAAUGAAAAUAUCAUCAGACCUCUUGAACUUAAAUUAGAAAAAUGUAUUUCACUCGUAGACUAUGAAAAAAAUAGAAAUAACAAUAUAAACAUCGCCAGUAUAAUAGAGUUUGUUCCGGAAUUUAAAGAAAAAAUUGAUAAUUCUAAAUCACAAAUCGUAAAACUAGAUAAAACUCUAAGUGUGCAGUAUGGAACAAUGACAAAACUUGAAGAAGAUUAUAAAAAUAUUCAAUUGAAUAUUUUACGCCAAACGGAAAUAUCUUCAAUCAAAACAGAAAAAUUCAUUGAUAUUUUUGAUGCUAUUUUGAAUUACAGGACGAAAAUGUUGAAAGUUGUUGAAAUGAGAGAAAAAAAUAUAAUUUUAGAUAGUAAGGUAUUUCAAAAACGGUAUGAGAUAAAGAAACAAAGAGAAGAAUGUUUAAGAAGAGAAACAGCUUUGAUGCUGCAGUUAGAUAAAUUAAAACAAUUGGUCCGUCAACAAGCAAAUUAUAAUAAACUGUUGUCUCAGCAGUAUAUUCAGCUGACGAAUAAAUAA
Messenger RNA from Rhopalosiphum padi (bird cherry-oat aphid), 855 nucleotides. Its product is annotated as desmoplakin-like. The transcript has 5 exons. The record is from RefSeq and is a predicted model, not a curated record. Lineage: Eukaryota; Metazoa; Arthropoda; Insecta; Hemiptera; Aphididae. The coding region runs from base 7 to 855 and encodes 282 amino acids.